Molecule: messenger RNA, 2033 nt
Organism: Zophobas morio
Lineage: Eukaryota; Metazoa; Arthropoda; Insecta; Coleoptera; Tenebrionidae
Product: secernin-3
Exons: 7
Coding region: 405-1592 (395 amino acids)
Biological process (GO): proteolysis
Molecular function (GO): cysteine-type exopeptidase activity; dipeptidase activity
Source: RefSeq, a predicted model, not a curated record
CAACUGUACAAAAAAAGGAGAAAUGCAGCCAUUUCACUGAAAGUAUGCCUGACCUUCCAUCCAAGCACCCAACCAACAAAAUUCUUCACCCACUAACUUAAAACAAAUUCGCAUUUCCGGCUUCGCUCUCCUUUAAAGCACAUAAUUGCAUCAAACCAAAUUCACUACACAUGUAAUAAUGCGAGCUAUCCCGUUACGCCACUGCUUUCCGCCCGACUUUGACAGAAGUGCCUCUCUCCGUCUCUCUCCCACCCGCACCUCCAAACAGAGACCGCCGAUCAGCGUCGGUUCGUUAUCGAUCCCGAUCGGAUUUAACACUCUCACCAGCUGAUGGUGAGUCAGUCGAUCGCCAUUUAAAUUUGGAUCACUGACCCUGCGGUAAUUUAUUGCAACUAGUGGCAAAAAUGCGCGGCCCCCAGUCCUGUGAUACCUUCGUCGUGUUGCCACCCCUGACGCAGCACGGGGUGGUGUUCGGCAAGAACUCGGACCGGCCCCAGGGGGAGGUGCAGGAGGUGGUGUACGUGCCAGCUUCGGAGUGCUCGGAGCCAGUCAAAUGUACUUACAUCGAAGUGGAGGCGGCGGGGGGCACCAAGGCGGUGAUUCUGAGCAAGCCGGGCUGGAUGUGGGGCGCCGAAAUGGGGGCCAACGAGUGCGGGGUGGUUAUAGGGAAUGAGGCGGUUUGGACGACUGACAACGAGGGGGAGCACGAUCCUUCGGUGAAGAGGCUGCUGGGGAUGGAUUUAGUUAGGCUAGGUUUAGAAAGAGGCUCUACCGCAACACACGCCCUCGAAAUCAUCACACAACUCCUAGAAAAAUACGGUCAAGGGGGCCCUUGUUCCCAUAUUGACCCUAACUUGUCCUAUCACAAUUCAUUUCUAAUAGCUGAUCCUACUACUGCUUGGGUUUUGGAAACAUCAGGGAAACAUUGGGCUGCGGUUCAAGUCACCAGUGGAUAUAGAAAUAUAUCCAACGUGUUGACGAUUACCACUAAAAUAGAUAGAAAAUCGGACGGCCUGGAAGACUACGCCAAAUCAAAAGGCCUAUGGGACGGGGAGGGGGAAUUUAAUUUUUGCGAAGCUUUCAGCGGCGAGAAAAAACCCGGCGAUAAGAGAUAUCUAGCCGGGGAGAAGUUGCUCGCUAAGCACUCAAGCUCUAAUAAUUUUAGGGAGACGGAUAUGUUCACUAUUUUACGAGAUAAGCAUUCCGAGAUUUGUAGAAGAUGUGACGCUCCUUUCCCCACUCAGGGCAGUCAGGUGUCCACGCUGAGCUCCAGCCGCCCCAGCGUGCACUGGUUCACCGCCACCCCCGACCCCUCGGUCUCCGUGUACAAACCCUUCAUCUUCUCCCCCAACGCCGUCAUCUCGAACCACACCAAAUGCCCCGACAGCGACAAGACCGCCCCGCACACCCUCUACUCGCUGCACUCGGAGGCGGUGAAAAAGGGGGGCGACGUUCAGAGCCUGCUGCGCACCAUGGAGGCGGACUGCGUGAAGGAGCUGGAUGCGGUCCUGGUCAACGUCGGCGAGGACCUGUCCGAGUUCGACGAGUUGCUCAAAGAUUGCGUGGAAACCGAAGUGAAAUUCUACCGUUAAAUUAGGGAUUUUUUAUGAAUUUUAUGCACAUGAAAGUAUUUAUCGAAGUAGCUUUGAUAUAGUCGCUUGAUGAUGCGCCGACAGGAAUGUACCACGUGAUUACUAAGAGCCUAAGCCUGACGGUGGGCCAUUCCUGGGCUCAUUUUGUAGCCAAAUACUUAUUGUGAUGUGCUUAGAUGUGGCAAUUUCAGAGGUUGUGGUCUGUUUGCAUGCUUCAUCGAGAUUUAUUUUUGUGAUAUGAUUAAGGAAACGUUUACAGUUACGUGGAUUUAAUGUUAAUAUUUUUUGGUUGAUUUUUAGUUUAUUUUUUUAUUAUAUUUCAUAUUUAUACACGAGUAUCUUAAUCAAUACAUUUGUUAUAUACUGUACUAUUACAAGUAUUUGACGCAUAUUGUUUGCACAUUCCAUAAUGGAUAAUAAAGUGAGCAAGAUCAAGAAAAA